UUAGAAAACUGUGUACUUCCGAACGAAGUGACAUCAAUAGCAUAAUAAAACAAACCUCGAAAUAAAAUUACUUUUGUCCCAAUUAUUAGAAAAUAACGUUUUGACAUCAAUGAUACUAACUAUUUUUAGUAACUUAAAGUAAAAUUAUUUAAUUAUUAUUAAUACAAAAUGGAUAAGUUAACAAUUAUUUCGGGAACAUUAUUUUUUGCUGCCGAUAUAUUUGCAAUUGUCAGUCUGGCUAUGCCUGAUUGGAUUAUUACUGAUGUUGGUGGAGAUACAAGAUUAGGACUAAUGUGGUCAUGUAUGACUUUAUAUAAUAGACCUCCAGUUUGUUACAGUUCAAAUUUGGAACCAGAAUGGUUUAUGGCUCUUAUUUGUAUUUUUGUUGGUUGCAUUUUAAUAACAGCCACUAUAAUAUUAUUAGCUACUUCUCAUUGGGAUCGUAAUGUUAUUUCCUAUGCAAGAUGGGUAGGAUUUACAGCUAUGGUGCUGUUUUGCUUAGCAGCUGUUAUAUUUCCAAUGGGUUUUCACAUUGAUGAGAUUGGUGGACAACCAUAUCAGUUACCAAAUUCACAUCAAGUUGGCAUUUCUUAUAUACUUUUUGUUUUAGCUUUGUGGAUAACAGUAAUUUCAGAAUUAUUUGCUGGUAAAGUUUGUCUCCCACAUUUUUAGCAUAUAUCAUUUCCUCAAUAUAUUUUUUAUAUCUGUAUGAUAUUGUUCGUAGCUAUUGCAUAUUCUGUAGGAUUUAAAGCUACAUGAUAUAUUAUGAGAUGCAACAAAACUGUUAAAUAUUAAGGGUCUUAUUUAUAAUUAGAAUAAAGAUAGAAUAUAAAUAAUUAGAAAAAAUAUUUGUUAUUAUAUAACUAGAAUGAAAAGAUCUGUUAUUAUAUACAAUCAAAUAUUAUAUAUAACUGAAAUAUUAUAUAACUGAGAACUAUUAGAAAUAAGUAAUUAAUAGUAAGUUUAUUAAUUAAUAAGUAUUAAACAAUCUUUUGUACUCUUUAUUUAUUAAAAUAUAUUAUAUGGUUGUAAUUUU
Messenger RNA from Bombus huntii, 1036 nucleotides. RefSeq lists its product as uncharacterized. Gene Ontology annotation, biological process: negative regulation of smoothened signaling pathway. Lineage: Eukaryota; Metazoa; Arthropoda; Insecta; Hymenoptera; Apidae. The record is from RefSeq and is a predicted model, not a curated record. The transcript has 3 exons. Gene Ontology annotation, cellular component: Golgi apparatus; ciliary membrane. The coding region runs from base 169 to 672 and encodes 167 amino acids.